CGUAACGCUCCAACAGAAGGUUCGCCAGGUUGACGUGAAGUACAUCAAGUCGUCGUCUCGACACACGCAGGGAUUAACAACGCCGUCGUAAAGGAGCAGUUUGUUUGUUUUGUUAUGAGAAGAAGCGGCUGGUUGUCUUAGGACUGUGUCCACAGACCAUGGCGGCGGUUCCUCCACUUCUACGGACCGACUCGGCCCGGGGAGAGUUUUCUCCCUUGAAGCAUUUUGUGGUGGCCAAGAAGACGAUCAGCGGCGUGUUCGAGCAGCUACUCAAUUACGUGACGGAGACCUCGAAGUUUGUGGAGGAAACAUGUGAGAACAAAGCUCUGGAGAAAAUCGCAAGUCUGGAUCAAAAGUUUGAGAUCCAGGCGUAUGCAGAGAAGCUUGCUGUCAUCAAGGAGGUGCUGGCUCGCAGACACAUGAAAGUGGCCUUUUUUGGCAGGACGAGUAACGGUAAAAGCACAGUGGUCAACGCCAUGCUGAGGGACCGCGUGCUGCCCAGCGGUAUUGGCCACACCACCAAUUGCUUCCUGAGCGUGGAGGGCACCGAUGAGGACAAGGCCUACCUCAAGACUGAGGGCUCGGACGAGGAGAAGAGCAUCAAGACGGUAAACCAGCUGGCCCAUGCCCUGCACAUGGAUGAGAGUCUGGACGCCGGCUGUCUCGUUCGUGUAUUCUGGCCCAAGACCAAGUGCGCCCUGCUUCGAGACGACCUGGUGCUUGUCGACAGCCCAGGCACAGAUGUCACAUCGGAGCUGGACAGUUGGAUAGACAAGUUUUGCUUGGACGCCGACGUCUUCGUGCUGGUGGCCAAUUCCGAAUCCACGCUCAUGAACACGGAAAAACACUUUUUUCACAAAGUGAACGAGCGGUUGUCAAAGCCCAACAUCUUCAUCCUGAACAAUCGUUGGGACGCCUCAGCCAAUGAGCCCGAGUACAUGGAGGAUGUGAGAAAGCAGCACACAGAUCGUUGUGUGAACUUCCUGGUGGAGGAGCUGAAGGUGGUGGACCGCGAGCAGGCACCCAACCGCAUCUUCUUCGUGUCCGCCAAAGAGGUGCUCAACUCGCGCAUGCAUCGAGCACAGGGCAUGCCCGAGACAGGUGGCGCUCUGGCUGAAGGCUUCCAGGAGAGAUUGAAGGAGUUCCAGAGUUUUGAGAGGAGGUUUGAGGAGUGUAUCUCGCAGUCAGCAGUGAAAACUAAGUUUGAGCAGCACACUAUCAGGGCCGAGCAGAUCACAGAACAAGUCAAGUGCAUCAUGGACGCCAUCAACAUCGAGGCGGCGGAGAAGAGGGUUGCCGCACUGGAGGAUCGAGAAUAUCAGAUGGACCGACUGGAUUUUGUGCGAACUCAGCUCAGGCUGCUGAUUGAUGACAUCAAUAAGAAGAUCAAGGCCAUCAGUGAGGAUGUGGAGUCUCAGGUGUCCAACGCCAUGGGGGAGGAGAUCUGCCGCCUGAAUGUCAUUGUUGAUGAAUUCCACGCCGACUUCCACCCGGCGCCUCAUGUCCUCAAGCUCUACAAGUCUGAGCUGCUGAGCCACGUGGAAGAAGGGAUGGGCAAGAACUUGGCCUUCCGCUGCUCGGACGCUGUCAACGCCUCCGUCCAAUCAACUCAGAGAUAUAUGACAGAGAGCAUGUUGCCUUUGCUGCCCGCCGCCUGCCACGGACAAGUCCACCUGCUGGUGCCCAACAGGAAGUUGGACCUGAGUUAUGACCUCAACUGCGCCUCGCUGUGCAGCGACUUCCAGGAGGACAUUGCAUUUCGCUUUUCCAUGGGCUGGACGGCGCUGGUGCACCGCUUCCUGGGCUCCGUCAACGCCGAGCGAGCCCUCAAGCUGGUGGACCAGAAGAUCCAGGCUUCGCUGCCAGCGUCCACGCCCUCCUCGGGACCGCCUUCCACCGUAGCGCAGCCCAACCACGACACGGCGCUGACCACUCAGGAAGACUUGAUGGUCGCCAUGGCAACCAACGUGGCUUCCAUCACCUCCCGCACGUCGAUGAGCGCCAUCGUUGUCGGAGGAGUGGUGUGGCGCACGCUCGGCUGGAGGCUGAUCUGCAUGAUGGCGUCCCUCUACGGCCUGCUGUACCUGUACGAGAGACUCACCUGGACCACCAAGGCCAAGGAGCGCACCUUGAAGCGGCAGUUUGUGGACUACGCCACCGACAAGCUGCAGCUCAUCGUUAGCUUCACCAGCGCGAACUGUAGCCAUCAAGUGCAGCAGGAGAUGAUGACAACUUUCAGUCGAUUGUGUCAACAAGUGGAUCAAACCCAAAAAGAACUGGAGGAAGAAAUCCUUCAACUGACAGCAAAAGUCAACCAAUUGGAGACUGUACAGAAGCAGUCCAAGACUCUGAGGCACAAAGCGAGUGAGUUGGAGCGACAGCUGGAGACUUUUUCCAAGCAAUAUUUGCAGCUCUGAAGAUGUCACGUCUUGUUGACAGAAGAAAAGGACGAUGAAGGCUAUUAACUAACUAGCACUAACCAACUAACUAUCUGGGUGCUACUCUUACACACCAAUUAACGUGCAUCAAAGUGUGCGUGAGUAUGAUUUGUGUGUGUGUGUGUUGCUGACUCAGCAAUGUUUAGUUCUUUGUAGAAAUCACUCCAUUAAAGUCUCCUAUUUUCUUAUCUACUCAAUGGCAGAGAGUAUCAGGACACUAACUUGUUGUGACAAUUUUACAGGAAAAGAGGAAAUGUAGAAAGUCAGAAUAAAAGUUGGAUUAUGGGGGAAAAACAUGCAAAGUAAAGAAAUAUUUCAGGAGUUGUUUUUUUUU
This is a messenger RNA of Nerophis lumbriciformis (worm pipefish), 2772 nucleotides long. RefSeq names its product mitofusin 1b (gene mfn1b). Gene Ontology annotation, biological process: mitochondrial fusion; mitochondrion localization. The record is from RefSeq and is a predicted model, not a curated record. Gene Ontology annotation, molecular function: GTPase activity; GTP binding. Gene Ontology annotation, cellular component: mitochondrial outer membrane. Lineage: Eukaryota; Metazoa; Chordata; Actinopteri; Syngnathiformes; Syngnathidae.